AUACGCAUGUUUGCACUAAAGGAGACUGGCCUCCAAAAUUUGUAUAAGACAUUGACGAACAGUUUUGUAAGUUUUUUAAUAUUUAUUUAUUGCUAAAUGAAGUUGCGGUAAUUUGUUGUUAUCACUGGAGAAAUACAUUAUGAUGCCCGAUAUAUGUUCUAAGAUGUAGCGUUAAAUAUAGUGACAAAUACAACCAGAACCUGAAAAAUAACAAUUAGCCUGGUAUCCUGGGUCGUACUAAAAUCAGUAUUAUCAUUUAAGUAAAGCCUAGUAGGAUAUACUUGGGCACGCAAGGAGUGUCAUGUUGCGCAACAUGUCUCUCAACUAAUACGUAGAAUGUCCCGAGACAUGUCGCGGAACUUUUUGAAGGCCACACUAGUCAGUAGUCAGUGCUUAUAGAAAUGUCUCUCAAAGAGGUUGUGGCGAUUAGUGCUGUGUAUGAUAUAAUGAGAAGGAAGAGGAAUUGAUAUUUUAAGUGAUCUCCGAAUGUCUGACAGAUCUUUUGUGAAUUUUACUCUAAUGUCAACAUCUGAUUUUGAAACGUUAUAACAAAUGAUUGGACCUUCCAUAACCAAACAGGAUACUAUACUAUGGAAUGCUGUUGCCCUUAUAUCGGUAUCAGACUUGCCAUUGCAUUAAGAUACUUGUUGACUAGAGUUUUUUAUGCUUCUUUGUCAUACACUUUUUGAGUGUUGAAACAACUGAUCGGCAGAAUAGUACCAGAAGUUAGUGGUUAGAAGUAUCCCAUAACAGAACACGAUUCUGGUAAAGUUCAAGAAGUAAAAGCACGGUUUAAUUUCCCCACACAAUUGACAUGUUGCAAGUAAAGUUGUACACACAACAAUACCCGGUAACGAAUGACGUCACACUGACGCCGGACACGUGCACUCUCUCUCGGAGAGGGAACAAGCAACAUGUCCCAUGUCACUUACAAUGUUCUGGGUCACUGUGCAAUGUAGCAUCGUCAUGUAGAUUGAGUGUUCCACAUCAUCUUGCGGGACAAAAUGGCCGCUAGUGUAUUUGGGUCUUAGUUUAGUAUAGUUUACGACGGGCUGAUUUCUGCAACCCCACGUCUAUGCUCGUAUUUAGCGAAGGGGCAGGAAUAAUAUGCUUAUUCGAGCCAUGAGAUCUCCACGAAGAAGCUCAACAGUCCUUUGAUGCAACUUCGGGGAGUGAUCUCGACGUGCCGAGAUGUUUAACCCUGUACGUAGUGACCUCUGGACAUUUCAAUAUCACAUGGGCCGCCGUUUCUUCUUCCCCCAGACAUGCCCUGCACAGGGGACUAUCUGUAACACCUAUAGUAAAUAAAUGCUUGUUAAAGUUGCCGUGUCCUGUGAUAGCACUUGUUACUAUCCUGAUCUGCGGCUUGUUCAGUCUCAUUAGAACUUUGGUAAAACGACUGUUUAUUUCAGGCAGGGCCUCCCUAGCUUGUCUACAGUCUACUAAAUUUUUCCAAAGCUGAGCGUGUAGAUUAGUGAAGUGUCAAAUAUCUGUGUCUUAAUUGUACUACAUUCUCCUUCCAUUCCUUCCAUGCAACCCGCACUGCUGCAUAGAUUUUGUUCCUGGUGUCUGUUCUAGUACAUAUUACUUGAAUGACAUUAUUGUGAUUUUCUAUCAAGAAAUUAAAAUGAGAGAAUAGAGUAGAAAGAAUUAUUAUCAUUAUUUUAUAUGUGGUAGAGCCGGGCUGCAGCUAUAUUAUGGUUGUAUCAUGGAUGGGUCGGCUCGACCGGGGUGGUACUACACUUUCACAGAAUGUAGUACCACCCACCACCCUGUGUUUUGUUUCAAUAUCCUCCUACCACAAGCAUUAUCAGUUUACUUAGAGUGAUAAGAGAAGUAUUUGUAAUGUUCUUAGUGAUGAUAGCAAUUUGAAAUUAAUGUAGGUAAUUUAGCUGAUGGAUGUAGGUGGCUUGGAACUGUAGGAGUUUCUUUCUGCCAAGAUAUUAUCCUCUUACCAUUUUCUGGCACCAAGCAGAAGUAUGUGUUCCAGUCUGAAGGACAUCGAGAGCCUGGCUGUGAUGCAUUACAUCUUAGUCCUCAGAGGUAACAUUGCACCUGUAGCCAUUGCUUGAAGUUCAUUUCAGGUGCCCAUGAUGCCCAUUAGUCACUUACUAGAUGGUAAGUUUAUUUGUCAAUUUAAUAUUGUAAAAAAUGAUGUUGACAAAUUAAAAUGUGGUAGCCAAUAAUCUUUAUUACAAACUUAUAUACAGUAGAACGCCGAUUAUCCGAAUUAAUUGGGACCGGGGUCGAUUCGGAUAAUCGAAAAUUCGGAUGAUCGGACAUAGACUGGUAUGUAAUAUAGAAAAACGAACUGUCACACAUAGAAUAAACUUUAUUAAGUUUAUAAAUGGUUUUACACUUUAUAAAGUUUUUUAAAGAGUAAACCCAGUUACACCCAUUUUUUCACUGAACAUUCGCGCCUUUUCACAUAAAAUUGAUCCUGAAAUCGGUUGUCCAAUAGAUCGUUGCUGCAGAAACCACGUAAAAACAGCAUUCUCAAGCUGUUCAUCUUUUACAUUUUUAUUACAUUUCGCGACGAACAUCCAUCACCACUUUUCAACGCGGUCACAAAACUUAAAAUUUUUUCACUGUUAUUUUUAAUAUCAGUUAACCAAGUAUUGUAUAAGUAAUCUUAGUAAUGUUACUUACUGUACUUGGUUAUAAUUUUUUAUAUUAAGCUAGGACCGAUUCGGAUAAUUGGCGAUUCGGUUAAUCGGCGUUCGGAUAAUCGGCGUUCUACUGUAUUUGAAUACUAUUUCAUAUUUAUGAAGAUUUUCAUAUUUUCAGUUGGAUGAGAUUGAGUGGCCAAUAAUUGUCUGUUUCACCUGUCAUGCAAGACUCAUUUGUUGCAGAAGAUUACAACAACAGGCUAUUGAGUCAAAUGUGGUUCUGGAGCAGUUGCUUUCAGGAGAAUCCAUGUCUAUACCAAAACCGCAUAAGGUUAGAGGUGAGAUUAAAUUCACACCAAUUUAUCAUAUAGAUAUCUGGCCUGUAGAGUGUGAUAUAGACAAUGAUUGCAAGGACGAAAUUUUUUGCCUUGAUGCCGUUAAAGUUGAGGAAGAGAUUUUCGAAUAUGAGAAUUCCAAAUUUGAAGAAAAUGAGAAUCAUGAAACAGAACCAUACAUCAUACCGACAAAUCAUUUUUCAAAAGUGUCUGUGAGCAAGAUUAAAUCAAAUUCUACUGAUUGUAACAUAAACGAUGUUUGUAAAGGAAACCUUGAUUUAGAAAGCCCUACUAUUAAAUCAAAGCCUAAAGUCAAAAAAGAUAAUCAACCAAUUAAUAAAAAAGGAAAGCAUCCUGCAAAUAUUAUGAGAAAGAAAAUAUUGAAACAAAAGAGUGUAAAUAUACCUACGAAAAAAACGUCAGGGGCAUCAACAAAAUACAUUUUUCAAUGUUAUGGUUGUAGCAAAAAAUUUUCAACAAAAGACAUUCUCGCCAAACACAUUUCAUACAGUCAUAAGACGCAAAAGAACCAAAAGAACACCACUGCAGUUCGGACACAAGUUGAACAAACUCCAGUACCACAACUAACUGAAAUAUUUAAUUGUGAUAUUUGCGAAUUUAAAACAUCUCAAAAACUUUGCAUUUUGGCACAUCUUAAAGCGCACGUCGCUGAACAAGUGUACUGUUGUAAUAAUUGUGAUUAUAAAACUAUUAAAAAAGAUAGUUUGCAGAGACAUAUGAAAAUACAUACUGGAGAAAAACCUUUUUCGUGUCAUAUCUGUAAAUAUCAAUGUAUUCAUAAAAGUCAUUUGCAAUCACAUAUGAAAAUACACACUGGAGAAAAACCUUUUUCAUGUAAUAUCUGUGAAUAUAAAUGUAUUAAAAAAAGUAAUUUGCAAAAGCAUAUGAAAAUACAUACUGGAGAAAAACCUUUUUCAUGUAAUAUCUGUGAAUAUAAAUGUAUUACAAAAAGUACUUUGCAAAGGCAUAUGAAAAUACAUACUGGAGAAAAACCUUUUUCGUGUAAUAUCUGUAAAUAUCAAUGUAUUCGAAAAAGUGAUUUGCAAUCACAUAUGAAAAUACAUACUGGAGAAAAACCUUUUUCAUGUAAUAUCUGUGAAUAUAAAUGUAUUAAAAAAAGUAAUUUGCAAAAGCAUAUGAAAAUACAUACUGGAGAAAAACCUGUUUCAUGUAAUAUCUGUGAAUAUAAAUGUAUAGAAAAAAGUACUUUGCAAAGGCAUAUGAAAAUACAUACUGGAGAAAAACCUUUUUCGUGUAAUAUCUGUAAAUAUCAAUGUAUUCGAAAAAGUAAUUUGCAAAAGCAUAUGAAAAUACACACUGGAGAAAAACCUUUUUCGUGUCAUAUCUGUAAAUAUAAAUGUAUUCAAAAAAGUCAUUUGCAAAGGCAUAUGAAAACACACACUUGAGCAGAACCUUUUUUGUGAGAGAUCUGGUAAAAUAUGGGCAAUAUUAUGUAAACGUGUUUUAUAUAAAUAUAAAAGUAUACUAGA
Parnassius mnemosyne (clouded apollo) is the source of this 4455-nucleotide messenger RNA. The record is from the annotation of a GenBank genome assembly. NCBI's taxonomy places the organism in Eukaryota, Metazoa, Arthropoda, Insecta, Lepidoptera, Papilionidae.